Messenger RNA from Spea bombifrons (plains spadefoot toad), 831 nucleotides. RefSeq names its product proteasome 20S subunit beta 9 (gene PSMB9). The transcript has 6 exons. NCBI's taxonomy places the organism in Eukaryota, Metazoa, Chordata, Amphibia, Anura, Pelobatidae. Gene Ontology annotation, molecular function: threonine-type endopeptidase activity. Gene Ontology annotation, cellular component: proteasome core complex. The record is from RefSeq and is a predicted model, not a curated record. The coding region runs from base 68 to 718 and encodes 216 amino acids.
AGAGACGCCAAGCUGCAGCUUCACAGUUUGUUUCACUUUUACUUCGGCUGGAAGGGAAGAACGAGUAAUGCCCGGCUCGGGGAGUCCGUUUAAUGCCUCGUAUGAGGUGUCCACAGGGACCACCAUCAUUGCGGUGGAGUUCGACGGAGGGGUUGUUGUAGGUUCUGACUCGCGUGUGUCUGCCGGUGACGCCGUGGUAAAUCGAGUAUUUAACAAAGUAGCUCCUGUCCACCAGAAUAUAUACUGUGCUCUUUCUGGAUCUGCAGCGGAUGCGCAGGCGCUGACGGACCUGGUCAGCUAUCACAUGGAUGUGCACAGCAUAGAAAUGGGGGGACCUCCGUUAGUCUUGGCGGCUGCGACUCUGGUGAAAGGAAUCACCUACAAGUAUAAGGAGGAGAUGGUAGCCCACCUCAUCGUCGCUGGGUGGGAUGGAAAGAACAGGGGGCAGGUCUACGGGACGCUGGGAGGUAUGAUAACGCGGCAGCCGUUCGCCAUCGGAGGCUCGGGCAGCACUUAUAUAUACGGCUAUGUGGACUCGGCCUUCAAGCCUGGGAUGUCCAAAGAGGAAUGCGAAAGAUUCGCUAUCCAAGCUCUCUCCCUGGCCAUGAGCCGCGAUGGCUCGAGUGGUGGUGUUAUUUACCUUGUGACAGUCACCGAAGAUGGAACGAAAAACACCCUUUUAACCGGGGAUAAUAUUCCUCGCUUUUAUGAUCUGUAACUCUGCUCUAGGGGGUCCCAGUAUCAUCUCGUGUAUGCGCGACAUUUAUUAAAGACUGGAACCGUAAACCUCUGCUGUACAUUUAAAUAAAAGACAUUCCGUGUGAAUUCAAA